Molecule: messenger RNA, 891 nt
Organism: Sclerotinia borealis F-4128
Lineage: Eukaryota; Fungi; Ascomycota; Leotiomycetes; Helotiales; Sclerotiniaceae
Source: the annotation of a GenBank genome assembly
AUGUCCACGAAAAACCCUGGAAAUCCUGGUGCAGGUAUUGGUAUUGAUAAUGAUCCGAAGACAGAUUCACCUUCCAUAUCUUCUACAUCUUUUAUACAUUUUACAGAUUCUCCUUCUAUAUCUUCUACUGGAGAGGACGGUAUGAUUCACAUUUCAAGAAGUGUGAUUCAUGAGACUGCUUUAUCUGGACAUCGAGGUCAAAUGGAUGGUUUAAAAACUUAUGAAGAAGAGAUCCUCAGUUUGCUCAAACCGUCAACACCAAUAAUUCCUUUAUCACCUCUGCUUUGCCCCUCGACUGAAGAUCUCAUGGGAAUGAUGGGGGAAAUGGCUGUUUUUUCCAAUGAGACAAUCGAGUUGGAGAAACAUCAACCUUUCAUAACUACAACUCCUGAAAUUAUUCAAGGAAUCUUUAAACACCUUAAUCCUGUUGAUACAGUCUGCUUCAGUCUGAUGAAUAAAUACAUUCACAAUAUCUAUCUCUCUCUCGGCACCCAUCAUAUCCCUGACUUCAAACCACCACUUCAAAUUGGUCGACCUGAAAGCAAAUUUCCUGUCAUCCCUGGACCACAACAUGGAUGUCGUCACUGUUGCCCUGUGGCAUUUUUCCCAGCACAUUGUGAAUUGCAUUUUCAUCUGAAGAGUUUCAUGCCAUCGAAUCUCACUUUUUGCGCAGGACAGUGUCAAAAGUUUACGAGCUGUGAACCUUAUGAUUCAAAAGCAUGUGGAAUGUGCGGAAGGGGUUAUAGGAAACAGUUUGAGAGGGGUAGGAGAAUGAUAAAUGUAAAACGGCCAAAUGGAAGCAUACACAAAUGGUAUGAACAGCCGAGACUUGAUAGGGAGAAUCGGGAUCGCGAGGAUCGUUUGCGCUUACGAAUAACUGCACAAGCAUGA